AUGGUCAAAACAGAAUUAUUUAUGAGCACUGUCGCUGGUAACCUUCAAGUUAAAAAGGACCAACAAGCAAUUAAAAAUUUAUUGGAAGCAAAGAAAAUCGAAUACGUUGAAUAUGAUGUUGCAAGUGAUUUAGAAAAAAGAGAAUAUAUGAAAAAAGUCAGUGGUAAAACUGUUUUACCACAACUCUUCAUUAAUGGCAAAUUCGCAGGUACAGUCGAAGAACUUUUAGAUUUAGAAGAAGAUAAUAAAUUCAUUGAAUUAUUCAAAUAA
This is a messenger RNA of Dictyostelium discoideum AX4, 270 nucleotides long. RefSeq names its product thioredoxin domain-containing protein. The record is from RefSeq and is a predicted model, not a curated record. Lineage: Eukaryota; Evosea; Eumycetozoa; Dictyosteliales; Dictyosteliaceae. The transcript is spliced from 3 exons. Bases 1 to 270 code for a protein of 89 amino acids.